UAGAGGGCAGCAAACUAGCCGUCCAUAAAACUUCCAGGCAAAAUGGCUGCGCCCAUGUUGGAGGAAGGUUUGAUAAAUUCUGAUGAUUACUACGCUAUUUUGAACACGAGGAAAGAGGCUAGCAGUGAUGAACUUCGGGCUGCGUAUCGACGCAUGUGUGUUCUGUAUCACCCGGACAAACACCGAGAUGAGAAGGACAAAACAGCUGCUGAGGCCGUCUUCAAUAAAGUACAGAAAGCUUAUCAAGUCCUAAACGACCCGAGUAAAAGAGCCAUCUAUGACGUGUACGGGGAGACGGGUCUGGAGGCGGAAUGGGACAUCGUACCCAGACGGAGGACACCCCAAGAAAUCCACGACGAGUAUGAGAGACUAGCAAAGGAAAAGGAGGAACGACGUCUGCAACAGAGCACCAAUCCAAGGGGAGCAAUCACUGUUGGAAUUGACGCCACGGAUCUCUUUGACGUUUACGAAGACUACGACAUGGAGUUUAGCGGUGUCCCAUCUAUAGAAGUCAAGAACAUGUCCAUUACACAAUCUAUUGACGCUCCGUUGACACCCACCGACACGGCUGUGCUGUCUGGUAACCUGUCGACUCAGAAUGGUAACGGCAGCGGUAACUUCAACGUGGCCUAUCGGCGCAUAUUCUCCUACCAGUCUUGGGGGGAGUUCCAGGCAUCAGCAGGCGGUGGGCCCACCCUAGCUCUGAAGAUUUUCAGGAACAUCAACAAGAGAAGUUUUGUGAGCUGUACGGGUUCCGCUCGGCUGUUAUCGGGAACGGUCAUCGCCCCAGGCAUAGCCACAGUGGCUGGGAGGCAGCUGGAUAAACACACGAUGGGUUAUAUGACUUGGAGAUGGGGGAUGGCAUCCUCCAUGACAACCAUGGUCGUCAGGGAUACGCAGUCAACGCACACUAUGUGCCAAAUGCAGCUUGGAAUUCCAAAUUCGUUUGUUAGCGUAAGCUUCACCAAGAAGUUUCCAGAGCACGACGGCAAAAUCACACUAGCUGCCAAGGUGGGCCUACUCGGGUCAGUAUUCGAGUACGGCUGCGACAAGAAGAUAUCAAGGCACAGCAGGGCGGCUGCCAAAAUCAGCAUAGGAAUCCCGGCCGGGGUCACUCUGAGGCUAAGGUUAGCAAGAGGUAAUCAGACCUUCCUCUUCCCCAUCCACCUCUCCCACGAGCUUUCACCCCAGGCCUUGUUCUACGGCACCGUGGCCCCCCUCCUCGCGUACUGGUUCAUCAAGGUCCUUGUGGUGGACCCAUUCCUCAACAAGCGAAAAACAGACGAGCUUGCCAAGGAACGUGACUCUAAGCAAGAGAUGAUGGACCUGAAGAAACAAGAAGCUCAGGAUGAGGUGCACCUCAUGCAAGAAAUGGUACAGCGCAUCGUCGAGACGGAACGCAACCGGGAGGGGCUAAUCAUCACCAGGGCGUGGUAUGGCAAGCUGGUCAUCCGGGAAGCCGAGGAGGAGAACGGAGACGGGGAGGUCGGCGGGGAAAUCGAGGGCAUGAUUGACGUGACGGUACAGCUACAGUGCCAAGUCAAGGACUCCAAGCUGAUGCUAACGGAUGCCUCCAAGGCUGCCCUGCCAGGGUUUUACGACCCAUGCGUGGGCGAAGAGAAAAAUCUUCGGGUCCAAUACGAGUUUCACGGUGAACAACACGAAUGCACGAUAGCAGAUAACGAACCUCUGCGAAUACCCAAAAGAUCUCACCAUGUUAAUCCCAGUUGAGACGGGGCGAAAUCCUGGUAACAUAAGCCAAACUUCCAGCAAACCUUCAAGACUUUUUGUCUUCACUGACCUGAAUUUGAACCAUCCCAAGACGUUUACAGAAUUGUUGAAUUUUUUGGCCCCUUUCCUUUGAUCAUGCCUCCAAGUAUCUCUAAUGGAUCCCUCCUGCCUGUCAGUCAAACUGCACAUUAACCAAU
Messenger RNA from Patiria miniata (bat star), 1928 nucleotides. It is a transcript of the gene dnajc11, whose product is annotated as dnaJ homolog subfamily C member 11-like. The coding region runs from base 43 to 1731 and encodes 562 amino acids. Gene Ontology annotation, biological process: cristae formation. The transcript has 15 exons. NCBI's taxonomy places the organism in Eukaryota, Metazoa, Echinodermata, Asteroidea, Valvatida, Asterinidae. The record is from RefSeq and is a predicted model, not a curated record.